Molecule: messenger RNA, 3320 nt
Organism: Cotesia congregata
Lineage: Eukaryota; Metazoa; Arthropoda; Insecta; Hymenoptera; Braconidae
Source: the annotation of a GenBank genome assembly
AUGCUUGAUAUUCCCACUAGCGGCUUGGACUUCUUGAGUUUUCUUUACAGCAUCACUAAGUUUGCGCAAUUCGAUGUGAAGACACAUCUAAGCGCCAGGGAAGCGAGCAGCAUUGUUAUCCUCGCGUCUCCUAUUGUCUUGGUCCGUUUUAUUCUAAGUGAAAGCGAGUCCAGGGUGUAGCGCAUCAUAAACUGAACUCUUGAAGCUUCCAUUUGAGUCAUUAAUUCACUAGAUACUUUAUUGUCGGUUAAAGUUACUAUAAAAUGAUACCAAGCUUCAAUAUUCGCUUCAUACAAUGGAGAUUCGUUGCUACUAUUGUUUUCUUCUUCAAUUUUGGAAUCUGUAUCCAUUGUACUGGCUGGAUUUGCUAAAAUAUACUCAAUAAAUCGCUCCCAGUGGUUGUCUUUGUACAAAAAAAUCUCUAAAUUUUUUGUAAAAUCAUUCUCAGGCAACAACGGAGGCGCUGAUUCAAACAAUUCAAGCGUUGCAAUGUCUAUUAAAUAAGCGUACCCUCGAGAGCCAGAAACCAGCGGUCUAAACAACGGAGCGAACAUUUGGUUCCAAAACUUUUCACGUUUUCUAAAAUAAUUAACAAGAAUUGUAUUGCGGUUGUACCAAAUUGCGCGGAUUAAAUUCAUUGUGUUAUCAUAAAGUUUGUCAUAAACAAUUUCCUUCUCUUUAGAAAUCCUUUCUAAGUAGAGUUCAAUAAAGUGGCUGCAACCUUCGGUUAAAAAUUGAUCAGCAGAUUUUGGAAACAUUCUUUUCUGCUCCGCUUGGUGCAUAAUAUUAAACAGCGCUUCGGUCAAUCCUGGUUGUCGUUCCAAACAAACUGCCACUAGCUCCAAUAUCGUGACCUUGACUUUAGCUGAGCAAGUUGGAGACAUCAAACGCGAGGCAAAGGUCACUCGAAUGGACGUUCCGUCCAUGCCCAUGCAGACCAAAAGCGACAUGGAAAAUCCCUGAGCGAAUUUUUUUAACAAACUGACUGCCAUUGCUUGCAAAGAAGGACUAAAUUCGACGUAUAAAUAAUUAACAAUCGUCGGUACGAUUAACAAUCCAGUAGGCAGCGAUGGUGAAGUGUACAGAGCUACUUCUAAAGGAGAUCUUUCAUCGUCGCUGAGUCCUAGACUCUGUCUGAACAUCAAAAGCCGGUUUACCAAUGAAAGAGCUAGCCUUACACUCUCGAUAACUUUGAACCCUUUUCCGCUGAUCCAAUCAGACUCGUUCAUCAUUUGGUUCCUUAGAUUUCUUUCUCCGGUUCUUACAAGCUUUAAUAAAGCAUGCCGAGGCUCUAAAUAAAGAAGACUAUAAGCAACAACUAGCUGAAGCUUUUUUCUAGGGUCGUUUUUUGGUAAAUUUACAUCCAGCGCGUGGUGAAUGCAAGACAUUGACUUGAGCCAGAGCUCAAUUCUUUCCGUCUCGGAGGUAAAGUACCAAGAGUCUAACUUCGGCAAGACUCCUUGGAGUAAAAAAACCAUCCCUGGGAUCUCCAUGUUGUACAUCGCUUCCUCGCUGUGUUUAGACACUAAAUAAUUAUACAGAGUGUCCAAAUAAGCAUUGAGAAUCGGAUAACGAUGCUCGAUAGUUUCAAUUCCGGACAACCAAGAUGCAACAAGACCUCCAUCGAAGGAAAAUGCACGAGCUAGUUCUUUAAUAUCUUGAUACCAGUCGUUGAACUUCGGGUAAAUUCCCACUCGCAUUCGCGUGAAUAUUUCGUCAGGGUAUUUCAAAGCUAGCUUUGACGUGACUCUACAGCACGCUGCGACAAGUAGGUACAAGCUUCUAGGUAGAAUUGAGUGACAGAAUCUGUUAAUUACUUCCAGGCUUAGUUCAGUCGGGAUCACCAUUCCUAAAGGUAAGUCCACAUCAGAGGCCAGCAGAGCUUCCAGUAGAGUAAAUCCUAAAGUUACAUGCUCCGGCAAGCUUGUCUGCUGAUUUACAACAUUCAUUAUUCCGCUCCCUGCGUAAUAAAACAGCAGUUCAAUUUUAUAAUGAAACGCGUCGCCAUAUCUUGACUUGGUCCGCCAUAAAACAAUUUCCUUGUCGCUGUCUAGAACAAUUCUCUCGCAAUUAUCAGGAAUUGUGAAUUCAUUGCGAUGGAGGGUACAUUCUUUUUCAUAAGGCCGGUACGGCUGCCUGGGACCAGCGUUGGGAGUGAAGUUACGAUGAAUGGGUUCUUCUAGAGUCACCGAGUCUAAUUCUUCCAAUCUAGCGGCUAUUUUUUUAGCACUGGGCAGCGAAGCGUUGGCCAGUCCAGUAGCAAUUCGCGUUAGUGGUUCAAAUCUGUACGGAAAAAGCGACACUGCUCGGUGAAAAAGCGGCCAGAGACCUCCUUCUUCAUUUCUGUCGUUCCAAAAUUCUGUUGCUGUUUCAGGGUAGCGUAAAAUUGAAGCAACUACGUCGAAAAUUCCUUCGAAAUUGCUGAGCCUGUCCUCGUCGACAAAGGAGCAUAAUAAUGACAAAAGAUUGUAGAUACUUGUGCGUACUACUUGCGCAUAGCGCGUAGAUUCGUUGAUUACUUCGCUGUCCAGGACACUUUGGAGCGUUCGGAAGACAUCCAGCUGGACUGCUCGGACUCCGCAAGGUCUAAAGCGGUUUAAUAAUUCAGAAUUUUCAGGCUCCACUGCAAAAUUUACCAACAUCCAGACUAACAACAGCGGACCGUCUUCUGGAGAACCGUCUCUGCGGCAUUUAGGCUCUACUAAUUCUUGGAUAUUUUCUCUGAGUCUUUCAACCCAAUUGUAAACUUCGUCGCUACUCGCGCUGUUUUCGUAACGCUUGGUUACAUCAAGGGCUACUACAAAUAAAGCGAUUUGACAGUGACGAAUUUCUUCGAGUUGUUUUGUGAUUUUUUCCUUGUCCUCGUGGCUUUUUGUACCGGCCAGACGACGCGGCUCGCCGCAAACGCUCUCGUAGAUGUUCUGGAAGUCACUAGGUUGCACGGUGUCUAGUAACAUUGUGACUAUGUGGAGCAGCUCACGCAUCUCCACCAGGGUGCUGUUGUAUAAUUUGUGGAGGUGAUCAUCUGUAAGAAGGUGAGAUCUGUUGGCGAUACUGGCAGACUUGAGGCGGUCUAUUUGCUUUAGUGAGGACUCCAGAAUUGAUUCCAAAGAAGCUUUUUUAAAAAACUCGGAAAAUUCUGAUUGAUAAGGAUGACGCUUGUUGUCUCGGUACUCGAUUAUUAGUUUUAGACAUUUUAUUAAUGUUAUUCGCUCGGAGUAAUAAAAUGUCCAGAUAUCUUCGAUUAGAACUUUCAUGGAGGUUAUAUCCGCGAGAUGGGAUGCGAAGGUUUCGCCACUGUUUCUGUACUCGUAGAUCAU